AUGAACGCCGAAAAGUGGAAGAGGAGGACUCUUCCCACCCUCAAGACGCCCCCUGUACCGAUUCCAACCGAUGGUAAUAAGGAAUUCGAUAAUGUCGACGGAAAGAAGCCACGCGUUUUCUCGAAAGCUCUUCGUUCUCUUAGCAAUUCCUCGAUGGAAUCCAUGUCACAGAGCCCAUCUCGAAGCUCUUCCUCCAUUCGACGCCUACAGAAGACACAUUCAGGGUCAGGGUCUAUGAUUGACAGGAUACAUCGUCGAGUAUCGAUAGCUUCACCCAUGAGCGCAUCCGCCCCGGAAUUCCCAUCGGUUACUCCUGAAGUCCCCUAUUCCUCCAUGGAGCUUAUACAAUACGGACCACUGAAGACCGAUGUCUCGCUUCUCAAGGCCCGCGCCGAGUAUCUAGUUCUUACAGAUACCUGUCUGAUCAAGUUCGGGAGUAUGGAAGGAGCAAGAGCUGCUUUCCCACAGAUAAAAUCGGGCAGUGGAACACUGAAGCCCAGCAGUGCUCAUCACAAUUCUCACAGGUCGUCUUCAGACGUGCGGAUAGAAAUACCCUUGCGAUCCAUCGUUGGCGUUUUCAAUGAAGAAGGCUCAAGUCCUCGAUUUGGCGUCGAGAUAUGGUGGUUCUCCCAGUGGCCAAAACUUGCGUACUCCAAGACUCAUCUGUUCUUCAUGUUGCCUAAGGACCGGGAUGACUGGCUGGCCAGUAUUCAACAGGCUUGUAGAGUGAGCCAUAGGCGAGCUCCUUCUCCCUCCUUGAUCCCUGGCAAUUUGAAAGCGAGAAUCAACCAUAUUGUGGAAACCACUGAACCAGACUCGAAUGCCAACGCCGCUAAGAUAUUGACUUUUCCCGUGGUCAAGCGUACGAUAGGCUUGCCUCAGAAGACCAAUUCUGCUGAUGAGUCUCAGCACUUUGUGGAUGGCUCAUCCUUCUACAUCGUCAUUGGGCCAGCCAUGUUGUAUUUCCUCGAAGUUCUCAAGGCAGAUUAUGCGACUACCCCUGGUGACCUGCGCGUAAAGGUACAGUCCUACGGUACAGUCUCACUCAUUCAAUUCCGAGCGUCUGUUGCAUCACACGAACAAAGGUUUGUGAUGAGCUUCCGGCUACCACUGAGCCGUGAGAACAGGCUCGAGCUUGCUAGUGUACAUUACAGACAUGUUAUCGAGGCGAUGACCAAAGUCGACCGAGAACUGAAACCGAUGUGGCCACAGCAUUUGCAAAAGGCAAUAUUCGAUAUCAAAGGCCUUCCUCCGCCACUUCAGUUGACAUCUGGAAAUGAUUUGGGAGGUCUCGAGCGAAGUUUGCACGCAUAUUGCGCUGCUUUCAAGCCAGCAUUUCGCCUUUUACCUCCUGGCGCACAACCAUAUUCUACAUUACAACUACUUGCACUAUUCCGAGCUUUGCGUUAUAACAGUUACUUCAAGGAGCUCUCCUUCCGCAAUAUUGAUCUAUCAGGUAUCGCAGGAAAGAAGGAUUAUUCCCAUUUCGGCGACACCAUCGCCUACACAUCACUGAACGGGGUCAAGAUAUCUGAAGAACAUUAUGACAUUUUGAUGCAGUCUUCUGUUCUCAGUCAAGAGAUGCAUGCCUUGGCAUUCUCAUCGGAAUCGAUCCGAAGUAUGGAUCUGAGAAAUAUCCUUGGUCCACGAAGCACCAUUGGCCGCUCCAAGGACCCUGAGGGCGCUCGGAGAGUCAGUUCCGAGGUUCUUCGACCCAUUCUUCUAUUGCUGAAGCGUCAAGCGUGUCUUUGCCACAGCAUCACCAUGUCUGGCAAUCUCAUUGCAUCAAGCGACAUUGAGGAGCUGGCAAACUUACUUGUACUUGAUGAGGUGUACAUGAAGAAACUCGAUCUAUCUAAUUGUGGACUUGGCGAUGAGGGCCUUACUGCACUCUGGGCCGGAAUUCCAGGCCAGGGCGCCAAUCUUCAGCAUAUUGAUACAUCCGAAAAUCAAGGUACGAUCAAAUUCGAAACCAUCCGGGACUCGCUUAGUCAACUACGAGCUAUAAGAAAACUGAACAUCGCUGGCAACACUCGACUCCCGUUUGAUGUUCCUUUGUUUGAGGAUCAUGUACUGAGCUCAUGGAGUCUGGAGGAGCUUGACUUAUCCGGCAUUUAUCUCAAUAGCUCAACUGUGGAUAUUCUGACUGCAUAUCUGGCGUCACAGAAUUCCGAAAACCUCAGAGUGCUUCGUCUGAGCAAAUGUGGUCUGACUGGUGCUCAAAUAGCCCAGAUGUUCUACGCAAUGGGCCAGGCUCGACAAAUUACAUUGUACAUCAAUGGCAACCGCUUAGAUGAGGGCAUAGAUGAUUUGUGUGCAGUCAUCAGCGAAUGCUUUGGCCCUUGGGGACUUUUCGUGCAGAUGGUGGAGUUUGCCUUGGAAGCUAGCUACAUCAAACUUUUGAAGGCAUUAACGGCCAACCAAACCAUUGAAUGCCUGAGCCUGGCGGGUACUGCUACCCCUGACUCGGCCAGCGAAACGGCCUGCAGAGCGCUUUCGGAUCUUUUCUCUCAUAACCAUACGAUUAGGUUCCUUGACCUCUCUGGAUUUGAUUCCAAGCUGGACGAAGGCCGUCUUGGACGAGAAUUCUCCAAGGCCUUGAGUGGACUGAGGUUCAACACACGGCUGGAGCACCUUCGCGUGCGAAGCCAAUUGCUGAACGUGAACAUCGGAGACCUGGCUGAAGCCAUCUCUGCUAACAAAACCCUUCACAGUCUCGACUGUGAGGGCAAUGAUUUCAAUCUUUCUAAUUUUAGACAUCUCGUCCGGCAUUUGAGUGACAGUACGACGAUCCGCUAUUUCUCGGCUUUCUCGGAUCGCGAUCUCGCCCAGACAAUACAAAAGUCAGUGGACAACGCCGUGGCUACGGCGACCUCGGCGCGCAGGCAAUCUAUGAUCUCCAAACUGCGUCACGAAAAGGUACCCCAAAGUAUUAGUGAGCCUCUAGCACAGCAGCUGCGAGAUGGCUGGGAAGACGCAGUCCGAACCCAACAAGAGGUUCUGGAGAGAAACCAACUCUUGUUUGAAGAAGGUGAAGAUGGUCGCCACGACUCAGGCCAAGAUGGCUUUAUGUUAUGCGAUGGUGAAGAAGACUUCUCUAAAGCAUUUGGCGGUUUAGCGCUACGGGCGUUCGAAUCCAAGAGGGCCAUGAAUCGUCGCGCUUCCAACCCUUAUCUGAACAAUAAGAGAGCCAGUAUGAUCUCACUGGGCCCGGCUCGUUUGGUCAGCGCCGAACCAGGUGCCAGAGUCACAAGGUCUUGGUCAAGAUCUUACUCAAUUGUCUCCAGCGAGGGGGGUAUCAGCGCUACGGAGAGUCCAAGCACAGGAUCAGCGAUCCCGACACCUCCUGAGCCCGAGAGCCCCGUAGAGAAGGAGUAUCUGGUAGAGAAUCAACAAGAUAGGAACGAAGAGCCCCUCGAUUACGAAUACAGCUUUGCAGAUCCGCAUGAUCCUGACUUUGGGCUUGAACUGCGAGCCCAUCGACGAUUCUGGAGUGAUGAAGCCGGUUGCAUCGAGGAAGAAGAGCAUGGAGUCCAGUUUGAGGAACGGAACACCUGA
Molecule: messenger RNA, 3558 nt
Organism: Fusarium fujikuroi IMI 58289
Lineage: Eukaryota; Fungi; Ascomycota; Sordariomycetes; Hypocreales; Nectriaceae
Exons: 4
Coding region: 1-3558 (1185 amino acids)
Source: RefSeq, a predicted model, not a curated record